Molecule: messenger RNA, 888 nt
Organism: Phytophthora infestans T30-4
Lineage: Eukaryota; Oomycota; Peronosporomycetes; Peronosporales; Peronosporaceae
Exons: 1
Coding region: 1-888 (295 amino acids)
Molecular function (GO): protein binding
Source: RefSeq, a predicted model, not a curated record
AUGGAGAAAGGUCUUGUACUAAGACAGCACUUCUUUGGUGCAGACAGCGACGAAGUAUGGACGUCUUGCAGGACAGUGGGCGAAAUGUGCAACCUUUUAGCUAUGACCUACUUGCAGCAAGAAGAGUUUCGAGUAGUGCUUGAGUUGCUCAAGAAGGCAGAGAUAUUAACGGAGCGACAUCCUGCCGGCCGAGCCGUAACACUCAAUAACUUAGCGUGUUACUAUCGUCGACAAGGGAACCUUCACAAGGCACUCACUAACUUAACCGAAGCACUCAAAAUCGAGUCUCGUCUGGAUAAUUUGCCGAAUAAAGCGGACACACAUCUCAACAUGUGUGCGGUACUCUCUCAGCUUGGUAAGCACCAAAGCGCACUAGGUCACGCUCAAUCGGCGUUGAUUAAUUUGCAUGAGGAGCUGCAACUUGGUCGCGUAGAUGGAGGAUCAAGCCCAACACGCAAGGGCUUUGGUGGAAAGAGAGGCGACAAGACUGACCCGACGAUUAAACUGGAUCGCGUGGCAGUCCUGGGUAUUGCGUACCAUAAUGUGGGAGUCGAACAAGAGUUCUUGAAGUGCUGGGAUCUGAGUCUACAGUCGUAUAAGAAAGGCAAGGAGAUUACAUCAACAUAUCUUGGAGAGUCGCACGGCAUCGUCAUCACAUUGCAAAACUCGUUGUUGAGUGCAAAGCGCAACAUGGCCAGUAAGAUUCGGACAGCAGGGACCCGUGGAGACGGCGUCUCGUUGCCUAGUAUACACAGCUCUCGGGGUACAAAGUCUGCUAUUAAAUCUUUGGUAAGCCAGAAAGCAAGGGCGAAAAAGGUGAUCCGAGCGACUCCGACUAAACUGCCACUAGCGUAUAGCAACAACGGCAGCAGUACCACUCGCUUGUAG